AUGUAUUUUAUAUAUAUAAACACCACCACCCACAACACCAACACCCACAACACCAGCACCAUCACCAACACCACCACCAACACCACCACUGCCACCACCAACACCAUCGCCAACACCAUCACCAAUACCGCCACCAACACCACCACCCACAACACCAGCACCAUCACCAAGACCACCAUCAACACCACCACUGCCACCACCAACACCGUCACCACCACUGCCACCACCAACACCAUCGCCAACACCAUCACCAAUACCGCCACCAACACCACCACCCACAACACCAACACCCACAACACCAGCACCAUCACCAACACCACCACCAACACCACCACUGCCACCACCAACACCAUCGCCAACACCAUCACCAAUACCGCCACCAACACCACCACCCACAACACCAACACCCACAACACCACACCAUCACCAACACCACCACCAACACCACCACUGCCACCACCAACACCAUCGCCAACACCAUCACCAAUACCCACCAUCACCAACACCACCACCAACACCACCACUGCCACCACCAACACCAUCGCCAACACCAUCACCAAUACCGCCACCAACACCACCACCCACAACACCAACACCCACAACACCAGCACCAUCACCAACACCACCACCAACACCACCACUGCCACCACCAACACCAUCGCCAACACCAUCACCAAUACCGCCACCAACACCACCACCCACAACACCAACACCCACAACACCAGCACCAUCACCAACACCACCACCAACACCACCACUGCCACCACCAACACCAUCGCCAACACCACCACCAACACCACUGCCACCACCAACACCAUCGCCGACACCACCACCAACACCAACACCACCACCAUCACCAACACCACCAACACUGCCACCAACACCACCAACAACACCAACAACACCAACACCACUGCCACCACCUCCACCACCUCCUGGCUGCUCUACUCCCACCCCACCGACAAGCGGUGCCGACGUGACUUGGGCGUCUAUCUCAACCCUUCGCCCUUAGACCCGGCCGCUUGGCGACCUCCUUGGCUGCUCUACCGAGGACCUUGCGGUUACUCCGACUUGGCCGUGUGUCCGGAGCCUGACCCGCUCUUUGGCUGCUUGUUCGAGUGCGGCGGCGCCAGCAGCUGCGAGGAGAUCGCCUUCUGCCUCUUCACCCUCCGCCCGCUCCUGGACACCUGCGGUUUUUUCCGGCGCUGGCUAGAGCUGCUCGAUGCUUUUAGACCAGCGGCGUUGACCUGGGAGCCGCUCGGCCCGGCUUCUGCAUUUGGGUUUGAUGGACCCUCAUGGCCCUGGGGGCUCCUGGCACCCCGUCCGGCCCUGGUUUCUCUGCCGAGGUCUGUAGAGGCAGCAAAGGGCCUGGGGAUGGCCGAGGCAGGUCGAGAUGAGCCGAGAUGGGCUGAGAUGGGCUGA
Molecule: messenger RNA, 1422 nt
Organism: Struthio camelus australis
Lineage: Eukaryota; Metazoa; Chordata; Aves; Struthioniformes; Struthionidae
Source: RefSeq, a predicted model, not a curated record